AUGGACUCUCAAGCACAAUCCCAAUACCCCUCAGACGGGCCUACCGCUUCACGACAUAACCACACGGGUACGGGUCAUAACCCCUUUCAAUAUAACAACAACCACAAUCAUAAUCAUCUUCCCCUGACGUUUUCCGCAUCUCCUUCUGCGGGGUACGCGAGUUCACCCACAUCGGUGUUUUCUUCUGGGGUACACCAACAGCAGCAGCCGGGACAGUGGGGCCAUACUACGCAUCGUUCGGGUGCUACCGCUAUGGACGAAGUGUUACAGCCACCGCACCACCCACAAAGCACUUCGAAAAGCUUGAAGCGGGAUUCAAUGUCCCAGCCUAACAACAAUACGAAAGCGGAGUCGUCGUCGACGAAUGGACAUGGACAUCAUGCAAGUGACGAUCCGAUGCCUUCUACGAGUGAUUUUGUGAAAAAGUUGUACAAGAUGUUGGAAGACCCGACGUUUCAGGAGGUUGUUUCGUGGGGACCUGCGGGGGAUUGUUUUGUCGUCAAGGAUAUGAACGAGUUCACGAAAUCGAUACUCCCCCGGAUGUUCAAGCACUCCAACUUUGCGUCUUUUGUACGACAGUUGAAUAAAUACGACUUUCACAAGGUCAAGAAUACGGAUGAUAAUCAGUUUGGUGAACAUAGCUGGACGUUCCGCCACCCAGAUUUCCACGCAGACAGACGCGACGCACUUGAAAACAUAAAACGCAAAGUCCCCGCACAAAGGAAAUCCACCUCCUCCUCGCACCCACCACCACCUCCCACCAUCACCUCCUCCUCCUCUCACCCACCUCCCUCCUCCUCAUCUCUCGUCUCAUCCCCCACCUCCUCCCACCACCCCCCCUCCGCUUCCGUCGACUUCCUCCAAGCGGAGAUCAGAAGACUCAAAAACGACGGGGAGGAGCUCAGGACGAGGCUGAGGAGCCUUGAGAGGAAUUAUGAGAAUGUUUUGGUGGAAAUGGUGGGGUUUCAGAGGGGGAUGGCGCAGCAGGAUGGGUUGAUGCAGAGUUUGAUUGCGUAUUUUUUGGGGAAUGAGAGUGGUGAGUAG
This is a messenger RNA of Laccaria bicolor S238N-H82, 1044 nucleotides long. RefSeq lists its product as uncharacterized. Gene Ontology annotation, biological process: regulation of DNA-templated transcription. NCBI's taxonomy places the organism in Eukaryota, Fungi, Basidiomycota, Agaricomycetes, Agaricales, Hydnangiaceae. The transcript has 4 exons. Bases 1 to 1044 code for a protein of 347 amino acids. Gene Ontology annotation, molecular function: sequence-specific DNA binding; DNA-binding transcription factor activity. The record is from RefSeq and is a predicted model, not a curated record.